Messenger RNA from Physeter macrocephalus (sperm whale), 397 nucleotides. RefSeq names its product katanin-interacting protein-like. The record is from RefSeq and is a predicted model, not a curated record. Lineage: Eukaryota; Metazoa; Chordata; Mammalia; Artiodactyla; Physeteridae. The annotation marks the transcript as partial. The transcript is spliced from 4 exons.
ACCAACCAGCUGUCCAGAGGGCAGAGGUCACAGUGCUUGUGUCACAGUCAAGGGUUACACUAAGGACAUGGUGACAGACUUUGAUGAGAAACACGAUGAGUAUUUGAUAUUGCUCCAGCAGAGGAACCGGAUAUUAAAGCAUUUGAAAGCCAAGGACCCCAUGCAGUUGAGGCUGGAGCACCUGGAACACGGGUUCUCUGUCUACGUCAACGGGGCCAAUUCUGAACUGAAGACAUCCCCUCGGAAAGCCGUCCACUCCAGCUUCUCCAGAAGUGCCUCCCACACCGAGGGGACUCACGAUUGCGGACGAAAAACCCUGUUUCGAGAAGCUGAAGAAACUUUAAGACGCAAUUCACGGACAGCCCCCAGCAAAGUCCAGCGCCGAGGAUGGCACCAG